UAGGCCAGAAUGAGUUUAAAACUUUAUGUAAAUUUCUUAAUCGUGUGAGGUAUUUUUUUAGGUAUUUUCGUGUCCCAGUAACAGAAGCUUAUCGCUCAAAAAUAGGCUGACACAACUCAUACCUCUACACCUGUCUUGUUUGCAUUCCGAAUUCAAAUUUGGCCACAUGACGUCAUUCGGUAACGAGGCAGACCGGCGUGUGGCCUAUUAUCAAAGCUCGGGAAGUGUUGCCGGAGUCUGUGAGUCUCUCUGCGUUAUAUCACUGAGGAAUCUCCUAAAGAUCUCAUUAUCUCUAUUAGAAACUAUGGUCCUUCAACGGUGUUUGGCCUGUAACUCAGUGAGGGCUGACUUGCGCAUAUCAUGUGUAUGUGGUCACGUGUUUGAGCAUUCUAAGCUCAUUGGCGGAAAACGAUUUUCAGAAUACCGAGUGGAGCUAUAUUCUCGUUUGGAAAACAGACGAAUGAAAAGACUCACAAGAGAAAAGAAGAGGAAAAAAACAGAACCGCCUAAGGAAACACAACUCAAGAACAACACAGCGAUUGAUGAAACAGCUUCCGCACAUCCCCCGCGUGAAGUUAAGGCGUCACACACAUCCGGCAGAUCGGGUUUGGUACACCGACGAAUGAAAACCAAAAGAUUUUCACACACAACUGGCUCUGUACCAAGAAAAACGGUCGUGCCCCCAGAACUAGCGUCUAGGCUUCCAAGUGCUCUUCAAGAAAUUAACAGAAGAUUGACUGGACAGAAUCUGACGUGGUGGACAAUACACUUGCUGCAGUAAAACUUCGGACAACGAUCCUUCUAAUUGAACUUCUCAACGUAAAACAUUUUGUAUUGCCAACUGGCCACGGGGAAGAGUAGGACCAAAAGCCACCAAUGAAAUCAACGAACUACCUCAAGACAACAUCGAUAUUGUUAUAUUAUCUGUCCUCUAACGGGCCCAGUAUUUUUCAGACUAACUGAAAAACCCUGCACGUGCAGCGAGGUGAUUGAAUUUCCCUGGUGGAGGAGGGGAGGUACUAAGCCAAGUUUAUAGGGAGGGAGUUUCGUUCCGAGAUCAAACCUCGAUUCCCUUUUACACAAUUUGGACCAACACUAUUGUUACCCCGCUCAAUGUUCGAUGAGCCCCUUUUUACUCACUUAUUUGAUGCGUUCCCUCACAAAUUAAACGCUGGUCCUUCGGUUCAAAAGCUUCUCUUAUCUUUUCUAGACCCCAAAGAAUGAGUUCAGGUCCUUUUUUUUUAACCGGCUCCAGCCUGAUAAAGGUACAGGUACCUUUUUGAGCGGCGAAUUAUCUUAAAGCUCCUUUAAAUGGAGAAAUCCCCAGCAGUAUUCAUAGCGAGCGUAACAGGAGGUGGGUGGGUUAGGAUCAUUCAACGUUGUAUAUAAUUUCUUUUCAGUUUUAAUGGCAGCUGAUGGGUGGGAUAAUUCGUACUUUUUUCUUAGUUUUAAAAAGACCAAAGCAUUUUAAACGACACGGGGCUUAUCAAAGCAAAAAUGACUGACUAAAGGUGGGAGGUUGUUGUGUUGCUGUCUCUAGGUGUCAGUACAAAACCCUUUCGCGUCAGUUCGCAACAUACUGUUAUUUCAGCUAAAUAAAUAAACAGACACUUCAGUAUAA
Messenger RNA from Stylophora pistillata, 1621 nucleotides. RefSeq lists its product as uncharacterized. The record is from RefSeq and is a predicted model, not a curated record. NCBI's taxonomy places the organism in Eukaryota, Metazoa, Cnidaria, Anthozoa, Scleractinia, Pocilloporidae.